AAACCAACAGAAAGCUCUAGUGGCGUUAUAAUAAUAUUAAGUCAUAAGUAACUCAUAAAAAUAUCAGUUUGAGACGUUUUUACAACCCACCGUAUUAAUGAAAGUUGUAAGACUCCUGUGCAUUUUUAUUUUCUCUAUAGCUUCACAUUAUUUGUGUUAGAUGUAUUGAGCUGUUGUAAGGAUGUGUUCCCAUAGAGACCCACGAGGAGCAUGUCACUGAUCCUGUUUGCCUUUGUGGUCCGGGUCAGGGAUGCUCUCCCUCUCUCCGCCUCCACUGAUUUCCUACAUGACAAGGAGCUUCAGGAGAGAAAGCAACAGCUGAAAGUGAUCUCUAAAGCCUUGAGCUUAUUACCAGAGAGAGGGGCCGUCAAGGGCCAUGAGCUCAACAUUUACUUCCUCUCAUCUGAGGGUGUGUCAUACAUGACCGUAUGUGCGUGCAGUCUCCCUGCUGCCGUGGCCUUCUGCUUCUUGGAAGACUUGCGCUGGGAAUUCACAGCAUGCUUUGAGAACACUUCAGUGGCACUGGCAAACAGGCCAUACCCAUUUCUGGAGUUUGAUAGUGUCAUUCAAAAAUUGCAGCACCAUUACAAUCAGAAUGGUGGUCCAUCUCUUGAAGUUACCCUGGGCGAGGUACAGGAGGAGCUCAGGACCAGCCCCCCUCAGGUUCUCACCAUGGAGGACGUGGCACUCACCAACGGAACAGCCAAUGGGCAUGUUGAACUAACAUCUGCACCAGGUCAAGGUCAGAGGCUGGAACCAGUCUCAGCUCCAGGAAUCCUUUCCCUGGUUCUUAACAUCAUGUGUGCUGCCCUCAACCUUAUACGUGGUGUCCACCUUAUUGAAUACACCUUCCAGGAUGAUUAUGAUGGUUUGUGGAAUGUGGUGGCAUUUCUUUUGGCGUUUUUCUGCUGUGUUUGCCAGUGUCAUCUGUAUUUGUUCUACACCUGCCAGAAGAAGCUGAAAUCAUUCACUCUUCUUAUUGUCAUCAUCUUAUGCAAUGCUUUUCUCUUCGGCCUGAGGAACAUCUGGCAGCUGGUCUUCCACAUGUCCGUGGCCUGCCUCUCCUCCCUGCUCACCCUCCACCGCAAACUGCUGGACAGGAAUUCGGACUGUGGAGUAUGAGGACUCCAGUUCACUUCGAGAGAUUGGACAAUGGUAGGGUGAGAUUACACUGGGAAGACUUAUGAAAGAACAAAUAAACUUGACACGGUGGCUCACAUUAACUGAUAUUUUUGUUUUAGCUUUUGGUUUGAUCUGAUAUUGGGAUCAAGUGUUAAUUUUGUAUCAAAUGGAUAGUGAGUGCAAUAGCGUUUUUAUGGGGGUCUUCAAUUUAAUGAAUGCAUAACAAAAUGUUUUCAAUUACGUAUUAUGAUAUGAAUGAAACAAGGAAAAUUGAUACGAAACCAGACAUUAAGCAAGCAUUCAGUUGCCAUUGUUAAUUUUAUUUAUUUGCUGCAACAUAAGAACUUCUGGUUAAUCAUGCUUUGUUCUUUUUCUUUGUUUACCUUUUCAGAACGGGUUAAUUUUUGGUCUGUUUAAGGGGAUUGUUCACCCAAAAAUAAA
Myxocyprinus asiaticus (Chinese sucker) is the source of this 1563-nucleotide messenger RNA. Its product is annotated as vesicle-trafficking protein SEC22c-like. The record is from RefSeq and is a predicted model, not a curated record. Gene Ontology annotation, biological process: endoplasmic reticulum to Golgi vesicle-mediated transport. NCBI's taxonomy places the organism in Eukaryota, Metazoa, Chordata, Actinopteri, Cypriniformes, Catostomidae. The coding region runs from base 211 to 1122 and encodes 303 amino acids. The transcript is spliced from 7 exons.